Messenger RNA from Arabidopsis lyrata subsp. lyrata, 1999 nucleotides. RefSeq lists its product as uncharacterized. Lineage: Eukaryota; Viridiplantae; Streptophyta; Magnoliopsida; Brassicales; Brassicaceae. The record is from RefSeq and is a predicted model, not a curated record.
GCAGAGCUAGAUUUUCUUCUUUCUUUAUUUUUAUUUUUUCUUCCCAGGAAAAUAUUUUUCUUAUUUUCUAAUGUAACAGCGCUGUGAGUCUCUCUCUGGCCCACUUUAUACGUAAUUUCUUUUAUGGUUUUGUUUUUUCUAUAUUGCAUUUGCAUUUGCAUUUUGAUUGGUGAUUGUGAUAAACAUUUAAAACAUUGACGCUUCUUCUGUAGCAGCUAUUAAAAAGUUUUGAUUUUUUCUUUUUAUUUUGUGUUUAUCCCUCUUCUCUGAGACUCAGAUCAUCCGACAGAAAUUUGUCUGGUUACAGUUUCUAAAUAAUACUGUAAUUGCAUAGAAUGUCUGUCCUUUGCUCUUAACUAGAUCUUAUUUAUAUAUUUUUUUUUACUAGAUUUGAGGCAAAGUAAUGUUUUUUAAUUCGAGAGGACAUGUUUCAUGUUGUGACUUUGUUUACUAGUGCUUAAAAAACAUGGAUCAAUCUAUGGAUUGGGAAAACAUGCCUACAUAGAGAGAGAAAUGAGAUCCAAAUUUUGUGAAUCUAGCAUUGUAAAAACUUGGACCUUGACUUGAAAUGGGACCUUUUGGGAUGGACACAACACCAGAGUUUCCUGAUACUUUUGCUGGAUUCAAGUCUGGCAGUGUUGAUGAGAUUCUUGGUCAUUCAAUGGAGGAUAAAAUGAGUGACAUGAAGCAUUUCCUAAUGGAUCCUAAUCAUGACAAUACUGCGGUGAACAGUUUCUUAGGUCUCGGUAUGGAGAAUAUGGGGUUAAGCACCAAGAUAGAGGAAUUUUCUCAUGGAUUUGACUUUAGCUUUCUCCCAGAUUAUGGUGGACUAAACUCUUAUAGCACUAAAGAUGUGGAAGCAGGUUUAAAGUUUGACAUUCUUGAUGGAUUUCUGGAUGGAGUCGACGAAGUGGAAGAUAUCUACGCAUCACAUGAUCUUUCUUCUAUUGGUAACCAUUUCCUUCCAGAAACUGAAGUCAAGAAGAAAGUAUCUGAAUUAGAUGGUGACCCCUAUGGUCUUGUGAACUUGAGUUCAGAAUCUUUUUCUCCUGGAAUUAGUGGAAGCAUUGGACUCUCGGAGUGGUCAAAAGAAACUGUUCCACAUGCUGAAUCCCAGAAUGUAUCCAGCGAAAAGUUUAAAGAUAGUUUGGACUCAAAUGGGUCAGAAGAUGACAAGAAACCACUAUCCACUUUUAUAGGCUCUUGGGUUAAACGAGGCAAAAAUCGGAAAAAGAAUUUGCUCAACACCGCUUGUAGGAGAUUAGAUUCUUCUCGUGAAAGAAUGUCUUGCGUGUCCUAUGACUUCAGGCCCCGGAAAGGACCUAUGAAGAAAUACAUUCACACUUCAACUGAGAAUACAUUUUCUCAGUCAUACACACCAAUCUUGUCAUUGGACUCCAUUUCUCUAGUAACAAAGACAUCCAGAACCAGAAGUGACAGGAGAAAGAAUCAGAGGAUGUGGACUGUUGAUGAAGUAAUGAAAUUGGUUGAUGGUAUUUCUCACUUUGGUGUAGGAAAAUGGACCGAUAUAAAGAACCACUUCUUUCAUUCUGCAGCGCACCGCACACCGGUUGAUAUCAGAGACAAAUGGCGUAAUCUACUGAAAGCAAGUUAUAACGAUAGAGAGGCUGAAGAAAAACGAAAGUCAGUGGCUCGCUCUAUACCGAAGGAAAUUCUACAUCGUGUUAGAGAACUUGCUUCACUCCAUCCAUAUCCGUUCUCCAAAUCAUCUUGUUUCGUUCAUGAUUCCUCAAGAAGCCGAAGCACUUCAAGGAAGAAGAAGAAGAGGAGUUGAUAUUAAUAGUUUUCAUGGAGAAAGCCUAGAGAAGCUGUAAAGAUACUAAACUAAAAUCGACCCGAAUCGUUUUAAUUGUCUUGGAAAGUAAAAGUUUUAGGAUAUCAAUUUUAUCUGCAUCAUCAAGGUUGUUCCAUGUGAAGUUUCUGUUAAUGAAACCGAGAAUGACUUCAAUUCAGAAAAGCAUUUUGCUUAUUUCCUCUA